AUGGAUGUAAAGAUAACAUUUCUACAUGGCCCACUUGAAGAAGAAAUCUACAUGAGCCAACCUAAAGGUUUUAAAAUUGGUAAUCCAGAUGAAGUAUGUCUUCUAAAGAAAGCUCCUAAUGGCCUCAAAAGAAAAGUGGAGAUUAAUAAGCUGAAGUUGCAACUAAACAUUGAAUUUGAGAUAAAAGAUCUUGGCAAGGUUAAGAGAAUUCUAAGUAUUGAGAUUGAAAGGACUGAACUAGGGAUAAUUAAGCUGCAUCAGAAGAAAAGAAUAGGGAGAACACAGAAAAACGAAGAAGAAGAAGAAGAAGAGAAAGGAGCUCAAGAUCUUCUUGACUCUGAUACCAUUUUAGUAAAGAAAAACAGAGUGAAAACCACAAGAUUGUUUUAUUAUGGUUUAAAAGAUACAACAGCUACAUAUACAACCAACUUCCUCAACCUUAUUCCUAUAGUCACUUUUGUUGUUUCUGUCAUCAUAAGACUGGAGAGACUUAGAUUGGGAAGCAAAGAAGGGAAAGUAAAGACAAUAGGGGCUUUAUUGUGUGUGAGUGGAGCUCUACUCACUGCCCUUUACAAAGGAAAUGAAUUUUUUAUAUCUAAUCAUCAUUCAGAUCAUCAUAGUCCCAUCAUCAUCACACCUCAUCAUCAUUGGACACGUGGCACAAUCAUGUUGGUUGCCAGCACCCUUGCUUAUUCAUCAUGGUUCAUAGUCCAAGUAAAAUUACAGAAACAAUUACCAUUUGUAUACUUGUCAACUAUGUUGACAUGUAUUUUGUCUUCAUUUCAAUCAGUGAUCUUAGGCCUAUGUUUGAACACAGACUCAAUAGCUUGGAGUUUAGGCUGGAAUCUUCAAUUGGUUACUAUAAUCUACUCGGGAAUAUUAGCAACAGCAGUGAACUUGUGCUUACUUUCAUGGGCCAUAUCAGUUCAAGGCCCAACAUAUCCACCAACGUUCAAUCCUCUUGCUCUUAUUUUUGUGGCAUUUUUAAUUUUUUAG
Messenger RNA from Cannabis sativa, 996 nucleotides. RefSeq names its product WAT1-related protein At1g25270-like. Gene Ontology annotation, molecular function: transmembrane transporter activity. The record is from RefSeq and is a predicted model, not a curated record. Gene Ontology annotation, cellular component: plasma membrane. The transcript has 7 exons. Lineage: Eukaryota; Viridiplantae; Streptophyta; Magnoliopsida; Rosales; Cannabaceae. Bases 1 to 996 code for a protein of 331 amino acids.